AGCCAAACGAUUCACUCUUGACCCCACACGACAAGAUGGCAACCAAGGGUGUGUGGCAGCUCAAGCAGGUGACGAUCCGUUACUGCCAGCACGGCGGCAGCAGUCGCUACGUUCGACAGCUUCUAGGUGAUGAGCGUUUCGUUAAGUUUGUCGAGGAAAAUCCGCAAGUGCAGUUCGAGACGGAGCUCAAAGGUGCUCGUCACCCCAUCCUCAUUGGAGACUACGUGACAAAUGAGCGCAAGGUGUCGGAUAUUAAGAACCAGGACAUUCCCUUCAUCAUGAAGCAGCUGGAGCGCCUUCGCAACUCAAGCGGCCGUAAAAUGACGCACAUCAAGAAGCCAGUCUUCACCAAGCGCCCAACCGCUCAGGGAAUCUGGCAGCCGGACCUCGACUUUCCGGAAUUCAAGAUCAGCGACCGCACGUAGAUGUCGAUGCUAAUAGGUUGGAAGAGUAUCGAUGGUGCAGCCCUGCUACCAGAUCGAGGAUUGCAACUGUCGUGCAAGAACUUACAGCUCCGAGUGUUCAAUGGCACUACACGCAGGACCCUUUCAACAAAUGUAGCAUCAAAUAUAUUCCUUCAACAACCGCUGAGAGGUAGGAAGCGGGGUCUACCACCUGGUCUCCCCCCCUCUCAUCUAACUGUUUCGUAUCACAACGUCAAGACGCUGCAGGCAGCGGCAGCUAAGAGAUCCAGCACCUGGGGUACUACAACCGGCUUAGAAACCGUGCAACACCACCUGGCUAUCCAUGCAAAUUUCCUGGUCCAGCAGGAACUCACGGAUGUUGGUUCGCUGGUCACCCGAAAGCUGAAUAAUUUCACCAAGCUCGUCGUCCUUGACGAUGGCACCGUUGCAGCUGAAGUUCUUCUUGAAGGCCUUGAGGAUACGCUUCACGUCCAGGUCGUCAGCCAAGCCCUGCACCGUCGUCAGACACUUGCGGCCAUUGCGCUGCUGCACACGCACGUGAACCUUGCCGCCGCCGAUGCUCGAGUCGUCCUUGGCGUCAGCAAA
Phytophthora infestans T30-4 is the source of this 1010-nucleotide messenger RNA. RefSeq lists its product as uncharacterized. Lineage: Eukaryota; Oomycota; Peronosporomycetes; Peronosporales; Peronosporaceae. Gene Ontology annotation, molecular function: structural constituent of ribosome. Gene Ontology annotation, biological process: mitochondrial translation. The coding region runs from base 36 to 425 and encodes 129 amino acids. The record is from RefSeq and is a predicted model, not a curated record. Gene Ontology annotation, cellular component: mitochondrial large ribosomal subunit. The transcript is spliced from 3 exons.